CUUCUAUUGACUAUUAUAGAGAAGAGCGCGUUGACUUAGCUUUUGUUUAAAUUCAAGUAUUGUGUACUUGCAAUUAAUAAGUAUCGCGUAAAUUUAACGAGCUACCUUUAUUGGCAUCGUUACGAGAUAAUUAAAUAUUUCUGUGUUUUCGAUCCAGUACGAAAAAUGCCUAUAGAAGUAUAUAGAAAAACGACAACGAGGGCUGAAGGGACUGGUCGGCAAAUAUCAUUUACUAUUCUAUGCAUUGGAAGAAAGAAUGAAGAUCAAACUGAUGAAAUUCCCGUUGAUGGUCUGGUGAAAGUGGGGUUUAAAUUCAUACAAAUCCAUGAUGGCGACACGAUUCAAACUCAAUAUAUUGCAAAAAAAAUUCAUAAAGACUGCACUGUAAAAAUAAAAGUUAAUAAUUUUGCAGAAAAGAUUUGCUUAGACGAACCAAAUUGGGAAGUCAUUGAUGAUAUCUAUGCAGAAACACGUUACAUAGAAAAUUGGCGAUCUGAAUCGCAAAAUGAUGCAUUUGCAUUUCAUCUCAAUGUCACUAUAAAUGCAUUCAAGGUUUCGGCCACAUUUAAUAAGAAGCUAUUUGAUGACACUGAAUUCACUGACUUCCAACUGACCACUUCAGAUGGCAGUCUGCCCGUCCACAAAGCAUACCUUGCUGCUCAUAGUGAAGUUUUCAAAGCAAUGCUUCAUCGAGAAUGGAAGGAAACAAAUGAAGGCCGCAUACAGAUGUCAGGCGUCUCACUGCAGACCCUACAGCACUUAAAAGACUACAUGUACAUGGGAACUCUGCCCACUGAUGGACUUCUACCGUUGCUGUCAAUUGCUUCAUGCUACAUGAUUGAAGAACUUAGAAAUCAAUGCAUAACGAAGCUGACUCAGAUUAUUAAACCAGAAAAUUUGUAUGAGAUCUUGGAAUACUCCUUUGAAAAUAAAAUACCUGAAUUGACAUUUGCUAUAAUGAAAGCAACUCCUGAGAGUGUUUUGGCCACUGCUGAAAAAGCAUUAUUUGAGAAGCGUAGCAAGGAAGAAAUAAAGGAAGAAUAACUUGUUUUACUAAUUUGGAAAGGGCUGCUUGAUAUUAUAUUCUUUUAAUUUAUUUCAA
Cydia pomonella (codling moth) is the source of this 1102-nucleotide messenger RNA. RefSeq lists its product as uncharacterized. Lineage: Eukaryota; Metazoa; Arthropoda; Insecta; Lepidoptera; Tortricidae. The transcript has 2 exons. The record is from RefSeq and is a predicted model, not a curated record. Gene Ontology annotation, molecular function: ubiquitin protein ligase binding. Gene Ontology annotation, biological process: proteasome-mediated ubiquitin-dependent protein catabolic process; regulation of proteolysis. Gene Ontology annotation, cellular component: cytoplasm. Bases 166 to 1044 code for a protein of 292 amino acids.